Molecule: messenger RNA, 1507 nt
Organism: Camellia sinensis
Lineage: Eukaryota; Viridiplantae; Streptophyta; Magnoliopsida; Ericales; Theaceae
Source: RefSeq, a predicted model, not a curated record
UUGAAAAGAAUAGAAAAGAAAAGAAAAGAAAAGAACAUAAAAUUCUUUCAAGUCUAACAUCUCAACCAAACAAACAAGGAAAACUCCCUUCCCUUUGCUUUCACUUUCCCACUUUUCUUUCUAUCUCACCAAUUUGCAGAAGAGAAAAGCAGGGAAAUUUUGUCCCUUCAUUCUCUGUUCUCAAUCAAAGGAAUGAAAGUUUUUUAGUGUUUUUUUUUCCUUUCAUUUCUCUAACUUGUCCUUCUUUGACUUCCCUUCUGCCCAAACCAAACACAGGAUUGGUAUAUAUACAGCCCUUAUUAUAUAUAUAUAUAUACACACAUAUAUAUAAGAAGAUAAAGGAUUGGAUUUUUUUCUACGUAUGGAAGGGAAAGGAAAGAAACAAUGGAAGAAAGUUAAACAAGAUCAGCUGAUCGAUUACCACUCCUUGCCUGGAUAUUUAAAGGACAAUGAAUUCAUUUUGGGUUAUUACCGAUCUGAAUUGCCAUUGAAGCAGACCUUCCUAAGCAACUUCCGCAUUCACAAUGAGACUCUAAAUGUUUGGACGCAUUUGAUGGGAUUCUUCAUUUUCCUUUGCUUGACAAUCUACACAACAAUGAAAAUUCCAAAUGUGAUAGACAUUCACUCUCUGCAACAGUUUUCGGAGAUGCUCAAAAGAAUUGAUCUGCAAAAGAUUCAGGCACUGCUCAAGAAUUGCAUUGCUUCAUUGCCAAACAUGAUUGACUUUCACAGAUUAAAAGAUGAGCAUAUACCUUCUGACUUGCUUUCCUCACUUUCCAGUUUGCAUAUUUCUCAACUACUUGCCAACUGUAUGCCUGAGCAGCUCUCCAUUUCCAAUCACAGAGAUGAUUCUGUUCUGCAUAGUGUAAAAGAUGGCAUGGCAUCCCCAUUGAUGAUUCAACAACCCAUCACAAGAUGGCCCUUCUUCGCCUUCUUGGGAGGAGCCAUGUUCUACUUACUAGCCAGCAGCACCUGCCACCUCCUUGCCUGCCACUUGGAACGCCUUCGCUACCUCAUGCUCAGGAUUGACUAUACUGGCAUUGUUGUCCUCAUAACUACCUCCUUUUAUCCUCCUGUCUACUAUACCUUCCUCUGCCAACCCUUCCUCUCUUAUCUCUACUUGGCCUUCAUCACAUUGCUGGGCAUUGGAACAAUGAUUUUCUCUUUACUCCCGGCCUUCCAGAAGCCUUAUUUCCGUUGUUUUCGCACUUCUCUUUACUUUGCAAUGGGCAUGUCAGGUGUAGCACCUGUGAUCCACAAGCUGAUGUUGUAUGGAAACUGCUCAGAGGCGAUCCAAACAACUGUCUACGAGGUGCUAAUGGGGGUUUUGUAUGGGAUUGGAGCUUUUAUAUAUGUGAUUAGAGUCCCCGAGAGGUGGAAACCGGGCAACUUUGAUAUUGUUUGCAGCAGUCACCAACUAUUUCAUGUGUUGGUGGACGCUGGGGCUUACACACAUUUCCAUACUGGGCUGAUCUACCUCAAGUGGCGUGACAUGGAGCGGUGUUAG